GCGAAACGGUAGCUAGCUAGCAAGUUAUGGCUUCCUUACGCUAACGCCAAACCAAAUACAGUACAUUAAAUGUCGACCGUUUCGAUUGCGGCGACUUUUGCUAAAUUAAGAUACGAGCACAGUAUGCCAAUUGUACCUUAACGUCAUGACGGACCGCAUUUACAACAUAGGAAUGUCUAAUAAUCCCAGAAAGUAACGUCAUUGUAAGACGACUCCAGGGGUAGUUUGUGACAGUGGAGCUAAAAGGCAGUAUUGGAGGUAAUGAGUUGGUAAUGAGCGUGGGGCGAUGGAGGACAAUCAAUGUGGGGACGUGGACUAUCUCAUCCAAGAUGAAGACACCUUCAUAGAAGGUGUCAGCAACCAGGUUUUGUUUGCUGUGGUGCUCACCAUCACCUUCCUGGCAGGGAUCCUCACGCUGCUCUGCAGAGAAGAUCAGCAGAACAUCCAUCCUGAGAAUCAGGAGCAUGUUCGGGCUGUCCGACAGCAGCUGCAAACAGAACAGGAGGAAAAUCCUCAGCCGGAGGCCAGGCAGCAGUAUUACACUGACAUGUCCUGCCCUGUGUGUUUACAACAGGCCGUUCUGCCUGUCGAAACUAAUUGUGGUCAUCUUUUCUGUGGUUCAUGUAUUAUAGCCUACUGGAGGUAUGGCACCUGGUUGGGUGCCAUUAACUGCCCCAUAUGCAGACAAAUGGUAACGUUGCUCUUCCCGCUUUUCCAUGAGCACGCCACGCCUCAGAGGGUCCAGGAGGGCGUCGCAGAACCUCAGCUCAUCUUAAGAGACAUCGUCGAUUACAACCGACGCUUCUCAGGCCAGCCGAGAUCUCUGAUGGACAGGCUGCGAGACGUGCCCACCCUCCUCCGCCAUGCCUUUAGGGAGAUGUUCUCCAUGGGCGGCCUCUUCUGGAUGUUCCGCAUCCGAAUUCUCCUCUGCCUGGUGGGAGCCCUCACCUACCUGGCCUCUCCCCUUGACAUCCUCCCCGAGGCGCUUUUCGGCCUGCUGGGAUUCAUGGACGACUUUUUCGUCAUCCUCCUCCUCUUUGUUUACAUCUCCAUCAUGUACAGGGAGAUGGUCACGCAGAGACUGAACGGCUAGGGCGGCACUCAUCAAUAAAAGCCAUGCACAGCCUAUGCUUUCUUCACGCUCAAGCAGUGGAAACGUGUUUACGGUGGAGGUAUGCGGGGAAUUACCAAAGGAACUGUGAGCAAUACUGCUGGUUCACUCCCAUUCAUUUGGAUGAAAAAGUUGGAUUUGUACAAAACAUACCAAUAAUACUUCAUUGACUCAGAUGGAGGGUGCACCACUGCUUCAAGUAACUGUUUGGUUUAUCAUGUUUCCUCUAAUUGUGUCGGGUGUUGUUUAUUUACUCAACUACAGAGAGUACCGGGUAUGUAUUAGAGGUGGAAGGCGUUUAUCUGUACAAAUGCAUUUCUACAGUACCGUCUACAGCAGAGGUGGGCAAACUACGGCCCGCGGGCCAGAUCCAGCACGUUGUUCUUUUUAAUCCGGCCCGCCGAAGAUUGUACAGAAUUAAGAUUUGAUGUGAAUGAUUGCAUUCAUUUCAUUUUGACCUGUAAUGACGGCAUGUCAACACCAGGUGGCGCCGCAGGCCCCGUUUCCAAUUACCGCUCUUCUACUCGCUCGCCAACGUUACCACAGAUGGAUCGCCAAAUGUGACAGGAAAAAACGUCGGGAUGCUCAAGAGAAUUCAGGUGAAAGAGGACAACCCUGAGCAGGAGGUCAUGUUUCUACACUGAAGUUUGGGAAAAGUAUGUCAACGUGUGUGGGAGCUCAAACGGGAGAUGAUUUGGUUUUUGGAGCUACUUGAGAAUACUGACACAUUUCCUGAGCUGAAUGACACAGUUUGGCUUUGUGACUUAGCUUUUACUGUAGACAUACUGGCACACAUGAACGAGCUGAAUGUGAAGCUACAAGGGAAAACCAGUUUGUGCAUGAAAUGCAAGCCAACGUCGGAGCCUUGAAAGCCAAGCUGGUUUUAUUUUCCAAGCUAAUGUAUGUUAAUACUUUUAAUGCUUUUUUCUGGUUAUGUUUCAUAUGUACUGUUAACAAAUGCAGUUUUUUUUAUAUGUAUCGUAUCUUGUGCUGACCCGGCCCGUCUGUCAAAUUUUAAAAGUCAAUGUGGCCCCCGGCCCGAAAAGUUUGCCCACCCCUGGUCUACAGUAUAUAUUUGUGUUGUCUUUUCCCACAUGUAGUGAUACUUAAUUGAAAUGAUGUACAGUCAGUGGCAGUCAAAGGUUUGGAGACAUUUGCUCAUGCAGUUGAAUGAGAAAGUGUAUCCAAAUUUUUGACUGGUACUGAAUAUUACAGUGGACACUGUUAUAUUAUUAUACCGGCAUGUUGUGAUGAUUUAGCAGUGUCCUAAUAACAUCAGCCAUAUUUGUGCAGAUGGGUCAGAAUGAAUGACUCGAGACCACCGCUGUUUGAAUAUGGGGUACAAUGUCUCAGUAAAGCAACACUGCUUCACACCAAGGGAACAAAGAAGCGCUUCUUUGAGCUGAGGUGUUAAAUUUUUGAAAUUGAGGUCAAUAUUGGAGGAAAUGUGGUACAUUACCAUACCGUCAUACAUAUUUGUAUUUUGUCAUUGGACCUUAUUUACACUGGAAUUAAAUACUAAGCUGUGUCAUACUGUGGGGUUUCUUAUUCAGUUCUGUAAGUGGCUGUGGUGCACAAAUUAGUCUUCAAGCACAUGUUGUUUUGUGGAUCUUACAACCUGCUAGCCAAUGACAUUUGGUAAUCAUUUAGGUUGAAUCAUCAUGCAGGACAACCGCAUAAUUGUUGAUUCAAUCAUUUGGUGUUUUGUUUUUUGUGUGGCUGUGAACUGAUGAUAAUGCAAGACAAUUAGUCUAUUUUGCAACCUGGGCUUGAGAAAUAAAUAUGACGCUUGCGCAAUGUGCAAACAAUGA
Messenger RNA from Dunckerocampus dactyliophorus (ringed pipefish), 2922 nucleotides. It is a transcript of the gene rnf170, whose product is annotated as ring finger protein 170. The coding region runs from base 287 to 1093 and encodes 268 amino acids. Gene Ontology annotation, molecular function: ubiquitin protein ligase activity. Lineage: Eukaryota; Metazoa; Chordata; Actinopteri; Syngnathiformes; Syngnathidae. The record is from RefSeq and is a predicted model, not a curated record. The transcript has 7 exons.